Molecule: messenger RNA, 590 nt
Organism: Carassius carassius (crucian carp)
Lineage: Eukaryota; Metazoa; Chordata; Actinopteri; Cypriniformes; Cyprinidae
Product: membrane-spanning 4-domains subfamily A member 4D-like
Exons: 4
Coding region: 84-434 (116 amino acids)
Cellular component (GO): membrane
Source: RefSeq, a predicted model, not a curated record
CAAAGAUACACCAGAAGAGCGAUCAGACAACCACAUCAACACAACUCAUUUCAUUUCAGGUAACAUCCAACACAUAUCUUAGAAUGGAAACCAGUGGGGUCAUCUCAAGUGACAAAGAGACAGUUGUCAUUCACUUAAAUCCACAGAGGACAGAAGAUGGUAUGGUUUUUGUUGGUGGACAGCAGGCCAGUGGUGUAGAUCUUAAUACAGCUCUUCAAGGAUUUUUCAAAGCACAACAAAAGACACUGGGGACUGUACAGAUAAUGAUUGGAGUGAUGGUCUUCUUACUUGGCAUUGUAAUGAUCGCAAAUAUCCGCACAAUUAGUAUUAUUUCUGGCAUCACCAUCUGGGGAUCUUUCAUUUACAUCAGUGCUGGCUCUCUGUCUGUUGCGGCAAAGAAUAAACGUAAUCUGUGUGUGGUAUGUACACAAUAAGAUGAAAUCUGAGAGUGAGAGUAGUUAUUUACAUUACUCAAGUAAUUGUGGUGCAAUUCAGACCACCGCAACAAUUGAGCACCAGUCCAUACAUCGUAAUCUGUUAGCAGUAAAUCUCUCAUUGCACCUGUAGAAAGAUGGUAAAAUAUUCUUUAA